Pseudomyrmex gracilis is the source of this 999-nucleotide messenger RNA. Its product is annotated as tetra-peptide repeat homeobox protein 1-like. NCBI's taxonomy places the organism in Eukaryota, Metazoa, Arthropoda, Insecta, Hymenoptera, Formicidae. The record is from RefSeq and is a predicted model, not a curated record. Bases 11 to 718 code for a protein of 235 amino acids. The transcript is spliced from 2 exons.
AGGGUAGACCAUGGCGGUACCAGUGUGCUCACUGCCGACCAACAUGAACAGCACCGACAAGCUGAAAGUGAUACUUCUCUGCGGCCUGGUAUUAUCGGUCGCAGCUGAGGAUAAGAAAGAAUCCAAGUCCAGCGCCCAGCCCAAGGAUGAGAAAUCAAAACGCGGAUUGGAGCUGAGCUUGGGCGAUCAUGGCGGCUUCGGAGGCGGUUUCGAAGGUCAUAGCUUCGGCGGUCUGGGUGGCGGUCUGGGUGGUGGUCAUGGCGAGAUCAUCUCCACCGAUCACGUCAAGGCGGUAACGGUCACGAAGCACGUGCCGGUGCCGCACCCGUAUCCGGUUGAGGUCACGAAACACGUGCCCUACCCGGUGAAGGUGCCGGUCAAAGUACCCGUCGAUCGUCCGUACCCGGUUCACGUACCACAGCCUUAUCCGGUCGAGGUCACGAAGCACGUGCCCUACACGGUUGAGAAGCCGGUGCCUUAUCCGGUGAAGGUACCGGUGAAGGUGCCCGUCAAAGUGCCCUACCCAGUCAAGGUACCGGUCAAGGUCCCGGUCGAGGUGUCAAAGCCGGUGCCCUAUCCCGUUAAGGUGCCCGUAGUCGUCAAGGAACCUUAUCCCGUAGUCGUUAAAGGUCACGACGAGGGCGGUUUCGGCGGCGGUUUUGAGGGCGGAUUUGGCGGUCACGACUUCGGCGGUCACGAUUUCGGUGGAUAUCAUUAGAGCAUUAAGACAAAGUUACCACAAGAAAGAGCGAAGACUUCAUUGUUUUUCUCUUUCGGUAAACGGCUCGCGGCGCGAGAUUAGAAUAGGAGCUCCAAUUCAAGAGAGAUCGAUCGUCGAGGGUUCGAGAUUACAAUCGGCGGAACGACCAGAUUGCUACGCGACGUCAGAAGUCAAUGCGACGCAUCGAUAUUGUAUUUUCAAUGUGAUCCCAUUAUGGAAUUGUACUAUACACCUUGUAAAUGUAAACACAAAUAAAGUAUUUUUUUUAUACUACGUAA